GCAAAUUAUAGCGAAGAUGUUAAAUCUACGUUCACUCGACCACAUUAUCCGUUGAGAUUUAUCAUUUUCAUUAUUUAUGCAAUGGUCGCCGUGAGUGCCUUUCAAAUAUUUGAGUUACGAGUGGAGUGGAUUACGGAGGUGGGCUUGAACAGUAAACCAUUGAAAAUGGCGAUUAACAAUUGGUGGAGAGAACCUGAUAUGGGAGGGGAGCGCGAGGGCUGCGCGGCGUCUCGCAUGUGGCGCAAUGCGUGCGGGACGCUCGUGGCGCCGGCUGCCGACCAGGCCUGGCAGGAGAUUGUCGAUGCAGCCCCACCGGAUUCCGUCUGGCAUUCCUUAAGGAAUUGUAUCGCUUAUCAGGCAGGGGUUUGGCAAAAUCUGUUGCUGAAGGGCAUCCCGGACGUCAUGCAGCCGGCCGCAUUCAAACUAGCAAUAGUUCUGCGUCACACACCUUCUGAGCUGACCGUGAAGCUGCUAGCAGACUUGUUGCAUCUACAUCCGCAGUCUCAAGAUUUGACGGCAUACGUGUUAGCUCUGUUAACCGACGACGAGGCGUGGUGCGGCAGCUGCGGGUCCAGUGCAGGUCUACCCGUGGCGUGCUCGGCGCCGGGGCUGGCGGGCGCGGGCGGCUGCGCGGCGGGCGGCGCGCCCAUGCGCGACCUGCAGCUGUUCGGCGACUGCGAGCUGGCCGUCAUGGCGGCGUCGCGCGAGGAGUACGACGCGCACGCCAAGCUCGUGCGCGCUGAGUACGCCAACCUCACGCAGGAGAACUACGUCGAGCUCAGGAUCAAGAUAUUAAACCAAUUCGUCCAAAUCCCCAAACUCUACAACACGUUGGAGUUCGAGAGCUUCGAGGCGGCUGCGAGGGAGAACAUCGAGCGAGAGAUCUGCACCCUGCGGGAGCACCUGCUCACGGGGCGACACGAAUAGCGCCGGCUUUUCACUUAUGACUCGGACGAUUCGCUCAGUUGAAUUGUCGCGUCAUAGUGACACCCCGACUGUUCCUGUUUUAUUUGGAUUUCUAUGUGUUAAUGAAACAAGAGAAUUAGUGACUCUAAUUAUAGUUUGUUUUUAGUGCAUAAAGACAGGUCAACGGAUAGUUUUAUUUUACAUUUCUUUUUUGUUACUAUUUUUAGUUGUGACUCUUAAUGUUCUGUAGUAUAUAAGGAUUUAGUUAUUAUUAGUUAAUGACUUGUAUGCAUUACGAUAACUUGUUGAUGGCUGAACAUCAAAAUGAUUAACACUAGCAUCAACAACAUCUGAACAAAGUUUUAACGGCCCCAAGUUUAAUGAUCAGUCGAAUGAUUAUUUUACAAAAACUAUUUCAUAAUUAUUCAGGUGACAAAACAUGUUAUUUCUGUAUAAGAGAUCAUUUGACAACUUUAUAUAGCAAAUUUUAAAUAUUUAUAAAUAUUUUUACAUAGCUAAUUUUAAAGAUUGACAUGCUUACCUAUUUAUAAAUACAGAUUAAAUCAAAUGAUUGUCAGAAGAUACUUUAUGAAUUGAAAAAUGGGUUUGCAACUAGUUGUUCAGUUUAUUAUUUAUACAACCAUUUUGUAUAAACAUGAAUCAUAUUGUCAGAAGCUUUGUAAAAUGAAAAUUUGUAUUUGAUCAAAAAAUAGGAAUCAGUUUUAAAUGGUAUGAAAAUUAUUAGUAGUGCAUAUGGGACAAACAAUGUUAUUCAAUUUAUUUAUGUUAAUAAUGUUAGAUGUUGGUUGAAUAUUGAAAUAGAUGAUAUUUCAGAAUACAAUGGGGAUUAACAAUGUAAUUGAAAGAAUGUAACAUUAUUGUAGUGAUUGCUACUCGCUAGUUGGUAAUGUUGAAUGUAAUAAAGGGCUUUUGAUGACUAGAAGGAUAUACAUAGCAAAAAUACUGAAAUAAAAUAACAAAACAUAUACAACUAGAGUUUGACUUGAGUGUGACGAUACUCAACUCAAUGGUGUACUUCGUACGCUAAAAUUAAGCAUAUUUGCAUACUUUUAUAAAUACAUUUAUAAAAGCUGUGUGCUAAUUGUUAGCGAAGCUUGUUUUAUUAAAAACAUAAAUUAAGCCUUAAAUGAAAAUCGAGUAUUUAAUAUUAUAAGUGUUGCAUUUCAUUCUAGUGUUGCUAGCCAAUAAAGUAAAUAUUAUCUAUGAAAUUUUAGACAAGUAUCAACUUGUGUUAAUAGUUUUAAUAUGAAUUUUAAAAAUGAUAUUGUUCGACUUUGUCAAGUGAGUUUAUCGUGAUAGUGUUGCUAGAUAUUAUAUUAUAAAUAGAUUUAAAUAUUUUAGUGUGUUUUAUACAUACAUUUAUGGAAUGAAUUUUCACCUGUCAGUUAAAUUAUUUAUUUUAUGUCACCGCUGCUUGAGUGCAAAAUAUUAUCCCAAUGUCAUUUAUCGAAAAGAUGACAUAUAUUUACACAAUAUAUACUUUGAUUUUGUAACAGAUUUUAUACCCAUUCUUUUUUUAAAACAUCAACAUAUUUUUUUACAAAAAUUAACUGGCCUUUGAAUUUGAGUUUAUUUUAAACGGAUUUGAGUAAUAUUUAAACAAUUAGUGUCUUUACAUAUAAAUGUUGUUUUGUGUUAUUCAUUUCUCUCUUUCUUACAUUAUUUAUUUGACAUUCAAGAGAAGAAGACACAUCAUUGUUUAAAUAUCCAUCCUCAUAACAACAUUUAAAGGUGAGCUGGAAUAAGGUUAAAGAAAGCUAUUAGAAAUGUAAGUAAUUUUUCAUUUCUGUAUUUACUUCUAGAAAUUGAAUUGAUAUGAGCUGUGAUUUUUGCUGUCAAGCAAUAUUUUUAUUAUGUUACUCUGCUUAUAUUUAAGUAGAAUAGUUAUGAUAGACAAAUAAAAUGUU
This is a messenger RNA of Vanessa tameamea, 2834 nucleotides long. RefSeq lists its product as uncharacterized. NCBI's taxonomy places the organism in Eukaryota, Metazoa, Arthropoda, Insecta, Lepidoptera, Nymphalidae. The transcript has 7 exons. Bases 82 to 927 code for a protein of 281 amino acids. The record is from RefSeq and is a predicted model, not a curated record.